AUGAGUCAAACCAGUGUAUUGGAUCGACUUUGGGCUCUCGAUACUAAUACGGUAUCUGACGCCUUGGAUUCCCUUAACCUCAAAGGGGCCACAUUUGGCUUACAACCGCUAUGGGACUGCCCCAAGAUCGUAGGACGCGCCAGUACAGUCAAGGUUGGCCCAAAGACGGAGUCAACUCUCACUGCCCAUCUCAUUACUCCAGUGAUAGAUGCGGUCACUUCAGAUGAUCGAAUUCUUGUCAUCUCUGGUGGCACGGAUGGUAUCUCUUGCUGGGGCGACAUCAUUGCUAAUGCCUCGAAAAUGAAGCGCAUUCGUGGAACCAUCAUCGAUGGCAUGAGCCGUGAUAUAGAUGGAAGCCGUGAAAUCGGCUAUCCAGUUUACGGCCGAGGCAUCACCAUGAUUAGCGCGCGCAAUCGAUUGGUACAAAUUGAGUCGGGCAAGCCUCUGCAGAUGCGAAGUGUUACAGUCCAUCAAGACGACUAUGUGAUCGCCGACAGGUGUGGCACUGUGUUCAUACCGGCAGAGCAAAUCGAAGAGGUCCUGGAUUUGGGUGAGAAGAUUGACCGUCGUCAGAGGUUUAUGGUCCAUGCUGUUCGUGCAGGCCAGCCUGUGUCAGAAGUGAUGCACGACAAGCAAUUCGAAAAUAUCAGCGACAUGGAUGCCGCAAACGUGCCAUCAGCGGCAGUGAAAACAUUCUACCCGCAGAAUCCCAAGAAAGCCAGUAUCGAAGACCAAGAACUGGUAGCGCUAUUCAAGGACUUGGAUACUCCCGCAGUUUCUGACGCGCUUGAUAGACUUGGAAUCCCGGGGCAGGCUCUCAAUAUCAUGCCUUUGGUGAAUUAUAAGAAGGUAACUGUUGGGCCUGCCUUUACCGUACGUUACGUGCCUGCAAGCGAUCCGCCCGGGAAUGUUGGAAACUUCAUUGAUGACGCUGCCAUCGGUGAUGUUGUAGUCAUCGACAACGGUGGACGCACCGACUGUACCGUUUGGGGCGAUAUCAUGACGCAGUACGCCGGUUUACGAGGCAUUGCUGGGUCUGUCAUUGAUGGUGUGUGCCGCGAUGUUAACCGUGCCAUCACCGAUGACUACCCUCUUUUCACGGCUGGACGUUGGAUGCGGACUGGCAAAGAUCGGGUUCAAAUAGGAAGCAUCAACGAGCCAAUCGGCAUUGGCAAAGUACGUGUCCAACCUCGGGAUAUUGUUGUUGCCGAUGCCAAUGGUGUGGUUGUUGUUCCACGAGAUCGUGCCCAAGAGGUGGCCGAGAUCGCGCAGGGAAUCGAGAAGAGUGAAGCUAGUAUCCGAGAACUGAUUGCCGGUGGACUCACAAUUGCAGUAGCGAGAGAAAGGCUGGGGUAUCAUACCUUGCAACGCAAAGAACGAGACUGA
Molecule: messenger RNA, 1386 nt
Organism: Trichoderma breve
Lineage: Eukaryota; Fungi; Ascomycota; Sordariomycetes; Hypocreales; Hypocreaceae
Product: aldolase/RraA domain-containing protein
Exons: 1
Coding region: 1-1386 (461 amino acids)
Source: RefSeq, a predicted model, not a curated record